Messenger RNA from Gracilinanus agilis (Agile Gracile Mouse Opossum), 6490 nucleotides. RefSeq names its product zinc finger C3H1-type containing (gene ZFC3H1). The transcript is spliced from 36 exons. Gene Ontology annotation, cellular component: exosome (RNase complex); nucleus. The record is from RefSeq and is a predicted model, not a curated record. Gene Ontology annotation, molecular function: protein binding. Lineage: Eukaryota; Metazoa; Chordata; Mammalia; Didelphimorphia; Didelphidae. Gene Ontology annotation, biological process: RNA processing. Bases 1 to 5757 code for a protein of 1918 amino acids.
AUGGCAUCCGAGUACAUUCUGAGGUGUUCAACUGCCAGUCUUGUCACUCAAAGUUGGUGUCCAUCUUGUCCCCCAGUUCAAUAUAACAACUGUAACAAUGGAAAUGCAGUACACCACUACCGCUUGUGGAAGUUUGCCAAGCGUGGCCCCCUACGCGGGCCCAGCGGUGGCUACCGGCCCAAGGAGCCGUUCCGCUCGCACCCGCCCCCCAUGCGGAUGGCGUCGUCUUCCUCGCUGUCGGAGGGCAGCCCCCGGCAGUCCUUCUGGGAGCGCAGCCACAUCGCCCUGGACCGCUUCCGCUUUCGAGGCCGGCCCUACCGCGGCGGAGGCCGCUGGGGCCGCGGGCGAGGCAGCAGCAGCGACCGGGGCGGCAAGCCGGCGGGCGGCAGGCCCUCGGCGGGAGGAGGGGGAUCGGGCUUCAGCAGCGGCGGCCAGAGCUGGAGGGAGCCUUCUCCUCGCAAGAGCUCUAAAAGUUUUGGAAGGUCUCCAUCAAGAAAGCAGAGUUACUCGUCCAAAAAUGAAAACUGUGGGGAAGAAAGUUUUGAAGACUUGCUUUUAAAAUACAAGCAAAUUCAGUUGGAACUUGAAUGUAUUAAUAAGGAUGAAAAACUGGCUUUGAGUAACAAAGAGGAAAAUAUGCAAGAUGAUGCUAAAAUAUUGAAUUCUGAGGACCAAAUAAUUGCAGAGAAUGUCAGUAUUGUAAAGGACCCAGUAAAAGAAGUACCUCCUGAGGAGAAAAAACUGGUUAAAACUUUUCAGGCAUUUGAACUAAAACCUCUCAGGCAGAAAUUGACUUUACCCGGAGACAAAAACAGAUUGAAAAAAGUUAAAGAUGGAACAAAACAGCUUUGCCUAAAAUCAGAACCUACAGAAUCCAGUCAAGGAUUAGAAGACAAAGAACAAAGUUUAACAAGAAAGAUUAGCACUUCAGAUCUCCUUUCUGAAAAGAAACUUGGUGAAGAUGAAGAGGAACUUUCUGAGUUGCAGCUUCGCCUACUGGCUCUUCAAUCAGCCAGUAAAAAGUGGCAACAGAAAGAACAGCAGGUGAUGAAGGAAAGCAAAGAAAAGUUGACAAAGACAAAAACUAUUCAGCAAAAAAUUAAAACCAGCACAAAAACCCACUCAGCCAAAAAAGUUAGCACUACAGCUAAACAGGCCUUGAGAAAACAGCAAACAAAGGCAUGGAAAAAAUUACAACAGCAAAAGGAACAAGAAAGACAGAAAGAGGAGGAUCAGAGGAAACAGGCCGAGGAAGAGGAGAGAAGAAAAAGAGAAGAGGAAAUACGGAAAAUUCGAGAUCUUUCAAAUCAAGAAGAGCAGUACAAUCGGUUCAUGAAGCUAGUAGGGGGAAAGAGGAGGUCAAGAAGCAAAUCUUCAGAUACAGACCUGAGACGAUCUUUAGAUAAGCAGUCUAUUGAUAGUGCUGGAGGCAUCUAUCAGUAUGACAAUUAUGAAGAAGUUGCAAUGGAUACAGAUAGUGAAACUAACUCUCCAGCUGCUUCUCCAGUACAGCCUCUUUUCUUCCCUGAGUGUUCAUUGGGAUAUUUUCCUCCGUUACCACCUAUUUCUUUGCCUCCACCACCUCAGGUUUCAGUAAGUCAGCUUUUGGCCAUGCCACCUUUAAGCCAGCCUUAUGUUGAGAGUAUUUGUGUUUCUCUUGAGCUUCCUCCUCCUCUUCCUCCUCUUCCACCCCUUCCUCCAGAAGACCCUGAACAGCCUCCCAAACCACCUUUUGCAGAUGAAGAAGAGGAAGAAGAAAUGCUGCUUCGUGAAGAGUUACUUAAAUCUCUAGCUAACAAAAGAGCCUUUAAAUCUGAGGAAACGUCCAGUAAUAGUGGCCCACCUUCUCCUCCAGUUCCCAACAAUUCUCAGCCUGUGCCAAGAAGCAAUCUUUCAAUAGUCAGUAUUAACACUGUAUCUCAGCCUAGAAUACAGAACCCAAAGUUUCACAGAGGACCUCGUCUUCCACGUACAGUGAUAUCGCUUCCUAAACACAAAUCAGUGGUGGUAACAUUAAAUGAUUCUGAUGAUAGUGAAUCUGAUGGGGAACCCUCCAAUUCAACAAAUAGUGUCUUUGGAGGAUUAGAAUCCAUGAUUAAAGAAGCAAGAAGGACUGCAGAGGCUUCAAAACCAAAAGCCCCACCCAAAUCAGAAAAGGAAAAUGACCCUAUGAGAACACCUGAAGCUUUACCAGAAGAUAAGAAGAUUGAAUAUAGAUUAUUAAAAGAGGAGAUUGCCAGUCGAGAGAAACAGCGUUUAAUAAAAUCAGAUCAGCUGAAGACAAGCUCAUCAUCUCCUGCUAACUCUGAUGGUGAAAUUGAUGGAGUUGGUAGAAUAGCAAUGGUUACUAAGCAGGUGACAGAUGCAGAAGCGAAACUUAAGAAACACAAACUUCUCCUGAUGAAAGAUGAGUCUGUGUUAAAGAAUCUCUUGCAGCAAGAGGCUAAGAAGAGGGAAUCUGUUAGGAAUGCUGAAACAAAAAUUGUGAAACUUACAGAACAGCUUCAAGCAACAGAAAAAAUCCUUAAUGUUAACAGGAUGUUUUUGAAAAAGCUUCAGGAACAAAUUCACAGAGUUCAGCAGCGAGUUACAGUUAAGAAAGCACUGGCACUCAAAUAUGGAGAAGAACUUGCUCGAGCAAAAGCAGUGGCUAGUAAAGAAAUAGGAAAACGUAAAUUGGAGCAAGAUUACUUUGGACCAAACAAAAUGAUAAAACUAGACAGCUCCCCUGCAUCCAGCCCGAAAAAGCAUUCAGCAGAAAUGAUUGCUUUGGAAAAAAAAAGAUUACAGCAGCUAGAGUAUGAGUAUGCUCUAAAGAUUCAAAAACUAAAAGAAGCCCGUGCCCUUAAAACAAAAGAACAAUCAAAUGCAACCCCUAUUUUGGAAGAAGAACCUGAAUUUUCUUUACCUCAGCCUUCCCUUCAUGAUCUAACACAAGACAAACUGACUCUAGACAGUGAAGAAAAUGAUGUUGAUGAUGAAAUUCUGUCUACUUCAAGCAGAGAACGAAGGAGAUCAUUCCGGGAAUCCAAUGCUUUCACCAAACCUAACCUUAAGCACACAGAUACACCUAAUAAGGAAUGCAUAAACAAACCCAGUAAAAGCACUGUGGAGAAACCUGAACUCUUUCUUGGUUUAAAUAUUGACGAAUUAAAAAGAUUGCAUGCUAAUGAAGAUAGCCUGAAGGAGCUGAUUUCAAAAAGUACUGCCAUUUCAGAAAAGUUUUUACGUGGUCAAGAAAUUUCUGUGGAUGUGGAUAUUGUUGCAUCACAGAACAAACAAACAGAAGGGAAACCAUUUCCAUUUGGACCAUAUCAUAGCCCUCUUCUUGUUUUUAAGUCCUACAGAUUUAGUCCUUUUUUCCGAACCAAGGAAAAACUUUACCUCAGUUCAGUAUCAUACAGUAAUAUGAUUGAACCGAAACAGUGUUUCUGCCGUUUUGAUUUAACGGGUACUUGUAAUGAUGAUGAUUGUCAAUGGCAACACAUGCAAGAUUGCACUUUUACCCGGAAACAGCUGUUCCAGGACAUUUUGUCUUACAAUUUAUCUUUGAUUGGUUGUUCUGAGAAAAGCACAGAAGAAGAAAUUACAGUUGCAACAGAAAAAUACAUUGAAAAACUUUUUGGUGUAAACAAAGAUCGAAUGUCAAUGGACCAGAUGGCUGUUCUUCUUGUUAGUAAUAUCAAUGAAAGUAAAGGUCAUACUCCACCAUUUACAACUUAUAAGGAAAAAAGAAAAUGGAGGCCAAAGUUUUGGAGAAAACCUAUUUCAGAUAAUAGUAGUAACAGUAGCAGUGAUGAAGAACAAUCCACAGGACCUAUUAAAUAUGCUUCCCCACCUGAACACCAGGCCAGUGUUCCAGUUUUGGAUGCUGUUGUCACGCCUGAUGAUGUCAGAUAUUUUACAAAUGAGACUGAUGACAUUUCCAACCUGGAAGCGAGUGUGCUUGAAAACCCGUCUGAUGUACAGCUCUGGAUCAAACUUGCAUACAAGUACUUAAAUCAGAAUGAGGGGCUCUUCUCCAAAAGAGGAACUAAAGAAGAGGUGCAGGAGAUGUGUGAAACGGCUGUCGAAUAUGCUCCAAAUUACCAAAUUUGGUGGACCUUUUUGAACUUGGAAACCACUUUUGAUGGCAAGGAUUAUGUAUGUGGGAGGAUGCUUCAGUUCCUUAUGGAAGCAGCAAAGCAUGAGGAGUCAGAUCUUCUGUCUUUUCAGCUCUUGGAGUCUCUUCUCUUUAGAGUUCAGCUAAGCCUAUUCACAGGCAGAUACCAAAAUGCCCUUGCCAUCUUACAGAAUGCAUUGAAAUCGGCCAAUGAGAGAAUUAUAGCAGAACACCUUUCAGCAAGUGAUCGAUGUUUGGCUUGGCUGGCAUACAUACAUCUCAUUGAAUUCAACGUUCUCCCUCUGAAAUUUUAUGAUCCAUCUAAUGCCAAUCCUUCAAGGAUUGUUAACAAAGAGCCAUUUUUAAUUCCAUGGCAAACAGUUCAAGAUGUGAAGACUGACCAUGACAUGUUAGUAGCUGUUUUUGAAGAUGCAAUUCAAGCAUGUACAGAUGAAAGCCUUGCUGUUGCUGAAAAAAUUGAGGUCUGCCUUCCCCUAUACACAAAUCUGAUUGUUCUGCUGCAGCUCCUUGACAGGUGUGAGUCUGCUGUGGAACUCUGUAGGUCUUUAUUGGCAUCCUGUCCUGUGAACUGCCAGUUGUUGGAAACCCUUGUGGCUCUGUAUUUGAGAUUGGACCAGCCUGACAAAGCCAGUGCAGUAUGGCUUAGUACAUUUGAAAAACAUCCUCAUAAUGCAGAAAUUUUUUAUCAUUUGUGCAAAUUCCUUAUCUCAAAGGAUCGAUCUGACAGUAUUCUUCCCUUGUUGCGAGAAUUUAUUGCACCAUUUUUUGAACUUGGGUGUGAGGAACAUAAUCCCAUAGAUCUCUUUCGAUAUCUGUUGAAUAUUCCUGGGCCAUUUGAUUUUGCAUCACCUUUGUGUAAAGGAAAUUUUGAUGAUGAGAUGUUAACCCAUCAAGUCCCGUAUUUGUGGCUGAUCUACUGCCUAUGUCAGUCUCUUCAAACAAGCAUUGAAGAAACAGUGGAUGCAUAUGAGGGAGCUCUAGGGGCAGUCAUGCAUUCUAAGAUGGUACAGAACAUCUGGAUGGAUUAUCUUGUAUUUGCAAACACUAGAGCUGUUGGAUCUAAAAAUAAAGUCCAAGAAUUCAAAAUUUUUACUGAUUUAGUAAACAGAUGUUUGGUGACAGUCCCUACUCGAUACCCAAUUCCUUUUAGUACUGCUGAUUACUGGACCAACUAUGAGUUUCAUAAUAGGGUUAUUUUCUUUUAUUUGAGUUGUGUUCCGCAGUCCCAGCAUUCCAAAAUCUUGGAAAGAUUUUGCUCAAAUAUGCCAACCAAUCCUGGACUUGCGUUGAGGCUACUCCAGCAAGAAUGGGAAGAAAGCAAUGUUCAGAUUCUGAAACUACAAGCCAAGAUGUUUACAUAUAAUAUCCCAACAUGCCUGGCCAUCUGGAAAAUAGCCAUUGCUGCCGAGAGCUUUUUAAAAGGACAGAGAGAGGUCCACCAUUUAUAUCAGAGAGCCUUUCAGAAGUUACCUCUGUGUGCAACUCUGUGGAAAGAUCAACUGUUGUUUGAAGCGUCAGGAGGAGGUAAAACUGAUAACCUGAGAAAACUAGUUUCCAAGUGCCAAGAGAUUGGAGUCAGCCUAAAUGAGCUCUUAAAUUUAAACGUUUACAAAACAGAAAGCAAGAAUCACUGAACACUUCGUGCAGUCAGUCCUAAGUCCUAUUAAUAAUUGCCAAAAUCAUUUGAAUGAUUCUUCAAGAUUAGGCUGAUCCCUGGCUAAGGUCUGUAUAAUGCAGACAAGCAUUGUUGAUCAUAUCAAGUCCCCUACAAUCUCCUGUCCUUGAAACCAGAAGCAAUGAACAUGACCCUCUUCACUUGGAUAAAUGGACUUCCUGUUUGGCCUGCUUCUAGGCCCUUCCAGAUUCUCAUAACAUCAUGUACGUAAGUAUAGUUCAUCAAAGUGACUGACAUUUAUUUUUAUUUUAUUUUGUUAUUUUUAUUUUAUUUUUCUCCCCUUACGUUGUGCUGUUUCCUGAUUUCACUUGACACUCUCUGAUGCCUGAGAGAUCCGUGUUUGGGAUUAGUUCCUGGGGCUGUGUUUACAGUAAAAACCAAACAGUCCAUUUUGUUUUUUUCCUUUUUAAACCUUUUGAGAUUCUUCAUUACAGGAUAUAAAACAAAAGCAGUCCAUCUUAAGGAAAGUGUAACUGCCAUGGCCACAAGUCUGUUAGUGCACUUGAAGGCUCUAAGAGGGCUGUUCACUGCCCUUCUGCGUUCUGGACUCGUUGCCGAGACUGUUUAACUUGAAGAUAAAGAAACUAUCACAAAUGCCAGUGCAUCAGAACCCAAGAGUGGUCAAUUAUUAUGUGCAAUUUUUUUUGUAAAGAAAUUUUAAUUUAUAAUAAAGUUUAACAGUUUAAAGAACA